AUGUCUGCUCUCGGUCCCGAAUCCGUGCCAACUUCGGCCGACCCCCGCUCCCAACGUCCAACAAAGAAGCGCGCUCUCACGCCCGUCUCAGCGCAAGCAGCCUCCGUAGAAGCCCUUUUCGCAAAGCCCGACCAAAACAUCCGUAUCCCCGACCCCUCAGCCCCCGGCAGCGGCUCCGCCGUCCUACGUUCCGCACCUCCGGAAAUCGUUACUAACGUUCAGGGCUCCAGCGCUGGAGCCGGCUCGGGCGAGUUCCACGUCUACAAGGCCAGUCGCCGACGCGAGUACGAGCGUCUACGCGGCAUGGAUGAGGAUCUUCGUCGCGAGAAGGACAUCGAAGAGUUUACCAAGGACAAGAGUGACCGCGAUCGCAAGGACGAGGAGCGCACACGCAAAAACCGCGAGAAGAGAGAAAAGAUGAAAGCUCGCAAGGGCAAAAAGGGCAAAGGUCCCGCUGGUGCGACAGACAAGAAACCUAACACGACGCUGUCAAGAGGCGACUCCCCAUUCGAGGACAACGAUGCUAUUGUAACAAAUGCUGCUGAUAUUGAUUCUAAGACCCAUGCUGGCAAGGAUGGCUUGGCAUCAGCAUCGUUCAUGCAACCUGCAGGCCUGGUCAUUCACGACGAAGACGACUGA
Molecule: messenger RNA, 639 nt
Organism: Fusarium venenatum
Lineage: Eukaryota; Fungi; Ascomycota; Sordariomycetes; Hypocreales; Nectriaceae
Biological process (GO): negative regulation of protein kinase activity
Cellular component (GO): nucleolus
Molecular function (GO): protein kinase inhibitor activity; double-stranded RNA binding; protein kinase binding
Source: RefSeq, a predicted model, not a curated record